AUGUUCAAGGGGGCGCGCGAGACGCACUCGUUUGAAAUUCUGAAAGUAAAGCUAGCUCCGCUCAGUGUUGAGCGACUGAAGUCACUGAUUGACAGCCACGACGACGACCAGCCUGCGUUUCAGAACUUGGAGUAUUUAUCUUCGAGUAAUCACGGAGCAGUCCGUGAAGGCGAUGUAGAAGUCCAGAGUCAAGCUCUCCCAGCUGCGCAGAUGAUUGAGGCAGGGUACUACCCGCCUAACGAGGAUUUGGCCGAGGAGUAUCAGAGCAAAUCCCACUGCUUGCGCUUUUCCAUGGGAAUGGAAGAGAAUUUCGGCAUGAUUCGGGCUCCUUUGAGCUUUCCACGCCUCCUUCCCGGCGAAGUCUACGAAGCAGCUUUCCCAUAUAUGUUCACGGACGAUGCGUCAAGGCAUUACAUCUUUUUCCUGUUGUACCCGCGUGGCUAUCAUCGUCGGGAUUCAGCCCUCUGCCGAGACGAGGGUGUUGCGGAUCGUCUGUAUCUCGACGAUCAAGUCUGGAGAACCAGCUGGUCGCCCCCUUCUGCAGCCACCACUCGGCGUCACCUCGUCACCUCGUCACCGUGA
Messenger RNA from Penicillium macrosclerotiorum, 582 nucleotides. RefSeq names its product kinase-like protein. NCBI's taxonomy places the organism in Eukaryota, Fungi, Ascomycota, Eurotiomycetes, Eurotiales, Aspergillaceae. The transcript has 3 exons. Bases 1 to 582 code for a protein of 193 amino acids. The record is from RefSeq and is a predicted model, not a curated record.